AUGAAAGUCCCAACGCGUCUCGUUAUUGCAGCAGCGCUGCUCUGUGCCGCGCAGCAGGUGCACGCAAUUGACUUUGCCACGUCGGGCGUCGACGACACGGGCGCGGGGUCGCCGGCCACGGAAGAUGUGGUGACCCAGGACGACAUCUCGACCGGGACGUCGUCGGCGGCGACGGAGUCGCUCGAGGAGCUCCCGGAAGACCCGACAGCGGACUUGACGGGGGUCAAGGGUGGGGACGCGGCUAGCGGGCUGGACACGCUGAGCUUGAGCGGCAGUGCAGAAGGCGACGUCGCUGGGGGAGUGUUGCCGGAGCCGGACGUGACUGGAGACACGGGCUCAGCGUCGUGCAGUGAGGAGUUUGAGCUCGCGGCUGGAAGUGGUGACGACGAGGCUGGGGAGGCCUCGGACUGCAAUGAAGAGCUAGAGAUUGCCGACUCGGACUGCAGUGAAGAGCUCGACAUUGCCGACUCGGACUGCAGUGAAGAGCUCGACAUUGCCGACUCGGACUGCGAUGAAGAGCUGGACAUUGCUGGCUCGGACUGCGAUGAAGAGCUCGACAUUGCCGGCUCGGACUGCAGUGAGGAGCUGGACAUUGCUGGAACGGAGGGUGACGAGCCGAUCGAUGGCGGUGUCGAGCCGGUCGAUGGCGGCGCUAAAGAGACGCCCGAGACCGGCGGUGGCGGCGGCACUGAAGAGACGAUCGAGACCGGCGGUGGUGAAGAGACGAUUGAGACGGGCGGUGGUACUGAAGAGACGAUCGAGACGGGCGGUGGCUCUAGUCCAGUUGAGGCCGGUGACGGCGGUGCUGCAAGUCCGAUCGAUGGCGGUGCUACGGAAGUCGAAACUCCUGAUGUUGAGACGGGCGGUGACGGUGGGACGCCUGCUGGCGAUGAGAAGGAGGUCUUCUUGCAAAACACUGAGCCUGAAUCUGACCCAACGGCUGAGAAGGGUGGUGACGCUGGAGGCGAUUUGAUGGAAGAUGAAGGCACUGGGGCCAGUGAGUCUGCUACGGAACCGGUCGAAUCCGAAGAAGAAACCAAUGCGUCGCCUGGUGGUGACGAUGGUGUCGUUAAACCUGCGGUUGAAGGCUUAGUUGAUAACGAAACUGAAGAUGAAAAGCUUACUGAAGUCGAAGAGCUGCCGAGUGAGAGCGGAGAAGGCAAAGAGAUAGGCGCGGGUAUUGGCGGUGGUGAAGAAGCUCCAGACGUUGAAGAGGAUCCGAUUGAAAGCGGAGAGGGCGAGAAGCCAAGCCCAAGUCUGGCUGUUGAAGGCGCCGAAGAGUUGCCUGAUGCUACGGGUGGUGGUGCGGAAACGCCUGACCCGAUCGAUGACAGUGCAACGAAAGGACAACCUCCUGUAGCGACGGGUGGUGACGACGAUGCUGGCUCGGACUGCUCGGAAGAGCUCGACAUCGCUGGUUCGGACUGCACGGAGGAGCUGGACAUUGCCGACUCGGACUGCGAUGAAGAGCUGGACAUUGCUGGCUCGGACUGCGAUGAAGAGCUCGACAUUGCUGGCUCGGACUGCAUUGAGGAGCUCGACAUUGCUGGCUCGGACUGCGAUGAAGAGCUUGACAUUGCUGGCCAGGAUGAUUCUUCUUGCAGUCAAGAGUUCUCGUUAGCUGGUAGCACUGGGACGGAUGAGCAGGACCUCGGCAGCGAGACGCUUCCUGACAUUGGUGGUGAAAAAGGAGAAGGCACCGAGACGGGUACCGACUUGACUUCUUCCUCUCUGGAUUCGCCAGCUUCUGCUACGGGCGAGGAGCAGGAGCAGGAGGAUUCGCCGGGCUCGGGUUCUGUGCUAACUAUAUUGCCGUCGGCUGACGAUGCUCUUGUUCCCGACGACACCACUGCCACUGCGUCAACCGGCGGCAGCAAAGACACUGAAAACACUGUCGAGCAGAAUGCUCUGAGUGCUGAGGCGGUGAGCUUUAAGUCGAGUGACGACCCCAAGACGGCGUCGAUGAGUUUUACGCCAUUCAUUGCUGCCGGUGUGGCUUGUGUCGCUCUGGCGAUUGUGGGUGCCGUGUACAUGAAGCGACGGAGCAGUAGGUCGAAGAAAGCGGAGGGCGACAUUUUUACCAUUGACAAGAACUCGGCCCUGUAA
This is a messenger RNA of Hyaloperonospora brassicae, 2106 nucleotides long. The record is from the annotation of a GenBank genome assembly. Lineage: Eukaryota; Oomycota; Peronosporomycetes; Peronosporales; Peronosporaceae.